GUGGGUUGGAGAGGGCCUUUAGGGUCAAAGGUCGGCCGCGGUGGGGCAGGGGGAGACGGGAGAGACCGGAGAGGCUGCGCAUAACGCCCAUGUAGAGGUUGGAGUGGUCCGAGCACUUCCCAUAUGUGAUACUCUCGAAAUCCUUAUAACAGCCUUGCAAGGUUUUCCAAGAUGACGCAGUUCCUGCCCCCUAACUUGUUGGCACUAUUUGCCCCCCGUGAUCCUAUACCUUAUCUGCCUCCUUUGGAGAAACUACCCCAUGAGAAGCACCAUAACCAACCCUACAGUGGCAUUGCCCCCUACAUCCGAGAAUUUGAGGACCCGCGUGAUGCUCCCCCACCCACUCGUGCAGAGACACGGGAGGAACGGAUGGAACGAAAGAGGCGAGAGAAGAUUGAGCGCCGGCAGCAAGAAGUUGAAAGUGAACUGAAGAUGUGGGACCCUCACAACGAUCCAAAUGCUCAAGGAGAUGCUUUUAAGACACUGUUCGUAGCCAGAGUUAACUACGAUACAACAGAAUCCAAGCUGAGGCGAGAAUUUGAAGUCUAUGGUCCUAUCAAAAGAAUCUACAUGGUGUACAAUAAGCGUUCCAGCAAGCCACGUGGCUACGCCUUCAUUGAGUAUGAACAUGAGCGUGACAUGCAUUCGGCAUACAAACACGCCGAUGGGAAAAAAAUUGAUGGCCGACGUGUGCUGGUGGAUGUAGAAAGAGGCCGGACGGUGAAGGGAUGGCGCCCACGCAGACUUGGUGGCGGUCUUGGUGGCACCCGGCGGGGUGGUGCUGAUGUCAAUAUCAGACACUCAGGCCGGGAUGACACUUCCCGAUAUGAUGAAAGGGAUCGGGACCGUGAACGAGAGCGUGAUCGCCGAGACCGCAGCCGAGACCGGGACAAGGAGCGGGAACGCCGUCGCAGCCGAUCUCGGGAGCGUCGACGGCGAACUCGGAGUCAAGAGAAGGAUGAACGGAAACGCAGCCGGGAGCGCAGCAAGGAUAAAGACCGGGAACGCAAGCGGCGUAGCCGUUCCAGGGACCGCAAGCGGGACCGUGACCGUGACAGAGACAAGAAAGAAGAGUUGCCAGAAGUGGGUGACGCCCAGCCUGAUGAGGCCACCCUUGGCGAGAUGGGAGUAGAUGGGCUGGAGGUGAAACCCGAAGGGGAAGAGAAGGCUAGAGACAGGGACCGGGACAGAGACAGGGAAAGAGAGAGGGAUCGGCGGCGCAGUCAUCGUGAGAAAGACCGAGACAGGGAUCGUGACAGAGAGCGUCGUCGUGAUAGGGAUCGAGAUAGGGACCGUGAUCGUGAGCACAAGCGUGAUAGAGGUGAGCGGGGUGGGGGGGAUAAGCGGGAGGACAGGGGACAGGACAAUGGCAUGGGAGAGCCCCUGGAGGAAACCAGCCAGGAUAUGUUCCUGGACCAAGAAUCCAUGCAGUCUGCUGAUGGCUACUUGUCUACCGAGAAUGGAUACAUGAUGGAGCCCCCAAUGGAGUGAUGACUGGACAUGCUUCUUUGCCCCACACUGUCCAGCCAGGUGAGGCUCUGCCUCCCGGGUUGCCUAACUGACGAGGCCCCGGUCAGCCAGUUGAGAUAACUGAAUUUUACUGGCUUUGUUUAGAAGGGUAAGUCUGUUUUCAGUUUUGCCUGUCCUACCCCAUCUCCUUUUAACAUGUAAUCUUCCACCAAUCCCUUGUGUAUUUGGAUUUUUUUUUCUUUAAACAAGAAUAAAGUGGUGUUAAUGUUCUCUC
Messenger RNA from Hemicordylus capensis (graceful crag lizard), 1744 nucleotides. RefSeq names its product small nuclear ribonucleoprotein U1 subunit 70 (gene SNRNP70). Gene Ontology annotation, cellular component: U2-type prespliceosome; U1 snRNP; precatalytic spliceosome. Gene Ontology annotation, biological process: mRNA splicing, via spliceosome. Gene Ontology annotation, molecular function: U1 snRNA binding; mRNA binding. The coding region runs from base 172 to 1491 and encodes 439 amino acids. NCBI's taxonomy places the organism in Eukaryota, Metazoa, Chordata, Lepidosauria, Squamata, Cordylidae. The transcript has 10 exons. The record is from RefSeq and is a predicted model, not a curated record.